AUGACUUCCAUAUCGGUUAGCUUUGGGGGCAUAAACUCGGGUAACCAGGUGGGGAUCAAUUACGGAUCGAUCCAUCUGCCCCAAGAGCGACCACAAACCCCACCUCCCCCUCUAUCGACCGUUCCGUUCCGUCGUGACCCAGACUUUGUCGAUCGUGGAUCGCUGCUUGAUCAGAUAUACGAAAAAGGGACUACCCCGGGAGCCUGGAUAGCGCUUGUUGGGCUUGGUGGUGUCGGGAAAUCUCAACUUGCGAUCGAAUGCUGUUACCGAAUCCGAGAAAAAUCGCCCGAGACGUGGGUGUUAUGGAUUCACGCAGGCAACGCCGCUCGUUUCGAGCAGAGUUGCCGGGAUAUCGCCGACCGAGUCAAGAUCACUGGGCGAACGGAUCCCACCGCCAAUAUAUUCAAACUCAUUCACGACUGGCUUGUUGAGGAAAGAGAUAGAAAAUGGGUUCUCAUUCUUGAUAAUGUGGAUGACAGCUCUUUCCUCCACGAAGUUCCACCGGUUGGCCAGGGCAAGCAACAGAGUGGUCAAAGUGGUGCGCCGCCAGGGCGACCACUGUUGACAUAUCUCCCGAUUAACCACAAUGGGACAAUGAUUGUAACAUCCCGAAGCAGAAGCGCAGCAGUUACCAUAGUGGAAGAAAGCGAUAUAAUUCAGAUAGAACCGAUGGAUCUGUCACACGCAACGAUGCUGUUUGAAAAGAAGCUAGGAGCGCAAAUCGAGAAGGGAAACAUCAUUCAGCUCGCUACUGAGCUUGAUUACAUGCCACUUGCGAUCGUGCAAGCCGCAUCCUACAUCAAGCAGAGAACGCCACGUGUUUCAGUGCCACAGUAUCUCGAAGAUUUUCAGAAGAGCGACCGUAAGAGAACCAGCCUUCUUGCUUAUGACGGGGGCCAGCUGCGUCGUGAUUGGGAAGCGAAGAACUCCAUCCUUAUUACCUGGCAAAUAUCUUUCAACCACAUAAAGCAAACUCAACCGGCAGCAACCGACCUUCUGUCACUUAUGAGUUUCUUCGACCGCCAAGGCAUUCCUGGAACUCUGCUUCAACACCGGCUAGCGAAGGGACAUGACGAUACAAACAUAAAUUCGGAAGCCGAGAUAGACAUAUACGAUGAUGACAAGAGGUCUAAAACAAAUUCUGGCGUGGACGAUGACUUUGAAGAGAACAUUAUGAUGUUGAGAAAUUACUCGAUGAUUUCUACUAGUGUGGAUGGUGCCACGUUCGAAAUGCAUCGGCUAGUGCAACUUGCUAUGCGGAAGUGGCUGGAGGUCCAUAGACAACUCGAACAUUGGAAGCAAAAAUUCAUCGAGAUACUUUUUUGUGCAUUUCCGACCGGAGAUUUUGACACUUGGACGGUGUGUCAACCGCUUUUUUCACAUGUACAAUCUGCUGUCGCGCAACGACCGGAUGAGGAGGGUACAUUGAAAAAAUGGGCCAGCCUCCUCUAUACGUCCGCAUGGUUUGCGUAUACAAAGGGAGAUAUUAUUGAGUGUGAGAAGAUGGCGGUUUUGGCUAUGAAAACAAGAGAGAAAUUGUUCGGUCCACACAACGAGCAAACGGUCAAUAGUAUUGGAAUGACAGGGCUGGCAUAUAUACUUGGUGGGAGAUGGAAGGACGCGGAAAGCUUGCAGUUGCAGCUGAUGGAGACCCACAAGCGGAUGCUCGGGCCAGAACAUAUUUCCACUCUAACUAGUAUGCACAACCUAGCGUUGACCUACUUACAUCAAGGACGAUGGAAGGAGGCCGAAGAGCUCUACCUGCAGGUGAUAGAGGCCCGUAAACAGGCCCUAGGACUAGAGCAUCCCUACACUCUGACCAGCAUGUCUAACCUCGCGUCGACGUACCGGAAUCAGGGACGAUGGAAGGAGGCCGAAGAACUCUACCUGCAGGUGAUAGAGGCCCAUAAGCAGGUGCUAGGGCUGGAGCAUCCUGAUACUCUGACUAGCAUGGCCAACCUCGCGUCGACGUACCAAUAUCAGGGACGAUGGAAGGAGGCCGAAGAGCUCUACCUGCAGGUGAUAGAGGCCCAUAAGCAGGUGCUAGGGCCAGCGCACCCCCACACUCUGGCUAGCAUGGGCAACCUCGCAUCAAUAUACCAGAAUCAGGGACGAUGGAGGGAUGCUGAAAAAUUCGAGGUACAUGUGAUAGAGACCCGCAAGGAGGUGUUAGGGCCAGAACAUCCUGAAACUCUAGUAAGCAUAGUCAACCUCGCAUCGACGUAUCAGAAUCAGGGACGAUGGAAGAAGGCUGAAGAGCUCCAGGCCGAAGGACUCAAGCUAUGUUCUCAGGUGCUUGGGCCAGGGCAUCCCUACACUCUGACCAAUAUGGCAAACCUAGCAUUGACCUACCAAUAUCAGGGACGAUGGAAGGAGGCCGAAGAGCUCUACUUGCAGGCGAUAGAGACCCGUAAGCAGGUACUAGGGCUAGAGCAUCCUGAUACUCUGACCGGCAUGGGCAACCUAGCCUCGACUUACUGGGACCAGGGUCGAUGGAAGGAGGCUGAAAACUUACAGCUGCAAGUGACGGAUACCCUCAAGCAAGUGCUAGGGCCAGAGCAUCCUAACACCCUUACUAGCAUGGCCAACCUAGCAUUGACCAUCUUGGAUCAGGGAAGAUGGAAGGAGGCCGAAGAGCUUAACGUGCAUCUGAUGGAGACCCGCAAGCAGGUUCUCGGGCCAGAGCAUCCCGACACUCUGACCAGCAUGCAUAAUCUUGCUCAUACCUUGAGGUCAUUAGGUCAAUUUGGGUCUGCUUUGUCAUUGAUGACGGAAUGUGCCCGACUCCGCGGCCAAAUAUUAGGCCCUGACCACCCGGAUACUAUGUCUUCAACAUCUGCUCUCAAUGGAUGGGAUGACAUGGGUAACGCUCCGUUUACCCUAAUUGAUGGACCUACCGGAAUUCAAAUGGCAGUUCAAAAUCGAGCCAUUUCCGCGGAGCCCCCUGAGAGAAAUUCUAAGAAUGGCAGACCUCGUAGGCGAACAGUCUUAUCUCGCCUACUCUUCUGCAGAAAGUAA
Penicillium egyptiacum is the source of this 3018-nucleotide messenger RNA. NCBI's taxonomy places the organism in Eukaryota, Fungi, Ascomycota, Eurotiomycetes, Eurotiales, Aspergillaceae. The record is from the annotation of a GenBank genome assembly.